Molecule: messenger RNA, 1188 nt
Organism: Chenopodium quinoa (quinoa)
Lineage: Eukaryota; Viridiplantae; Streptophyta; Magnoliopsida; Caryophyllales; Amaranthaceae
Product: putative protein TPRXL
Exons: 2
Coding region: 44-1006 (320 amino acids)
Molecular function (GO): zinc ion binding
Source: RefSeq, a predicted model, not a curated record
UGCAGUCAUUAGGCCUGCCAGAGAUAAACCUAUCCUCACCCAAAUGGAAUGGAUGAGGAGGUAUAUUAUGAACAGGAAUAAUGAAAAGUGGGAGGAUUCAAAAACAAUUACACACAACUUAGUGCCAUAUGUGAGGCAUGUUCUGGGGAGGAUAGACUUUGUGGCUAGGUCCUGUGUGGUGCAGCCAUCCAGAGGGAAUACAUUUGAGGUGCAGCUGAAGGAUGACCAGGUGUUGGUUGAUUUGGACAAGGAGACCUGCACAUGUUACCAUUGGGAACUCACUGGCAUUCCAUGUGUUCAUGCUUAUGCCUGCAUAUUGGAUAUGAGGGGUGACAUAGAGGCUGUUGUUGACCCAUACUAUACCAUGGACACAUACAGGUCUGCUUAUGAACCAGCUGUCCAACCAAUGCCUGGCCCAAAGCACUGGGAGAGAGUCAGAAUGAGGGAACCACUACCCCCUUCUGUUAAGGUGCAACCUGGGAGACCAAAGAGCAAAAAAAGGAAGCUUGAGCCAGGAGAAUGUUCUUCUUCAGGUGGUCAGGCAAGUACCAAGAGGAAGAAGCAAUGCAGCAACUGUGGGGGAUAUAGGCAUUAUGCCAAGACUUGCAAAGUACCUGCUGCACCAGCUACAGAGCUGAUAAAGUCAGCAGGCAGACCCCCACUGAACACUCCUUGGAUGGUGGAGGAGAGGAAGAAGAAAGAGAUUAGGGCUGCUAAAAAGAGUGCAAUUGGGGCUGGACCAAACAGCAUAGGAAACAAAAAGUUUCCUCAAGAGCAAGAAGGUUGUCUGCCAUUCAGCAAGCGCCCACAGCCACAGUCUUCCUCAGCUAAGCAUUCCUCAGCUCAGCCAUCCUCUAGUCAGCCAUCCUCAGCUCAGCCUUCCUCAAGUCAGCCUGCCUCAAGCCAACCAAAAAGAAAGACAAGGUCUUCCUCAAGUCAGCCUACAACAGCCACAGGUGUUGUAACAAGGGCCAGGCUGCAAUCCCUCAACAACCUUACUCAGUGAUGUACUCAUGCUGGAUAUCAAACAUUAUGUCUGUUGAACAAUUUCAAACUUUUAUUAUGUACUCAUGACUGGUUAUGUAACUUGCUAGUUUUUUAGUGGCUUCCCUUAACAAAUUUGAACAAUUAGAUAUUGAAUUGUAAUGGUUGCAUGGCUUUGAUUGCCAUUGAAACAUGUUGAAGUAA